Molecule: messenger RNA, 2490 nt
Organism: Rhodamnia argentea
Lineage: Eukaryota; Viridiplantae; Streptophyta; Magnoliopsida; Myrtales; Myrtaceae
Product: calcium sensing receptor, chloroplastic
Exons: 15
Coding region: 357-2309 (650 amino acids)
Biological process (GO): regulation of stomatal closure; cellular response to calcium ion; de-etiolation
Source: RefSeq, a predicted model, not a curated record
ACGACCCCACGGAGAGAAACGAGAGGCAAAGAGCAGCCGAAGCGAUCGCGCCAGCGGCUUCGACAAGCCACACGAUUCCCUCCGAGAUAUCUCCUUUCUUUUCUCCCCCAUUCGACCAUCAUCGCCGUCGCCAUCGUCAUCCGUUCCGCAUAACGCGCGAGUCGACGCUAGUUUCACCUUAUUUUCACCAGCUCUUCCGAGUCUCGGCUCUUGCACGACUCUGCGGCCAUUCACGGCUCAAUUCCAAAGGAACCCAACUGAAGGAGCUGGUGCGAGUCCCCCCCGCACAGACCUUUCAUCAAAAAGACGAAGAUGAAAGCUUGGUGAUUUCUCUAGUGGGGUGACUGGUGGUGGACAUGUCGACGUUGCCCGUCUGCUCGGCUACUCCUAGCUGUUCUCUGCACAGCCAGAACUUGCAGAAUUCGCUAAAUGGAGGACUGCAAUCUUUGAACUUGUUCCAUAAGGACUUCAACCACGGAUGCUUUUUGAGGGACAAGGUUUUUCCAGCUUCACUAGACGGAAAGAGCCUUCAAAGACAUGCCUGUAGAACGCAGGCUACUCAGCUAUCCUAUGUUGACAUUGACAACGGCGUUGGAAAAUCAGUCUGGAGUUCUUCCAUAGCAACUACCAGGGAGCCAUACGAGGGGGAGAGUUGGCAUCUGAGAUUUGUGGAAAGUUCCGAGCUGCCUUCCAUUCAAGAAGGAGGGAUAGAAUUUACUGAUCAACCAGCUGAAAAUGCUUCCACAGUUUUGGAAUCGAUGGAUGUUGGAAAAGUAUCAUUUCCUGAUGUAGCACCAGAUAUUGCUGUCUCAGUUGAUGAGCCCCUUUCCCUAAGUACUAACUCGAUAGGCGGUGUGAAAUCCAGUGCUGAGGAUAUAUUUUCCAAAGUCACAGAUUCCAUCAAUGAGUUAGUAAACAAGGGAGAAAGCACUCUGAGAAGCUCUUUAGAUUCAAUUUAUUCCUCGGUGGGAACUGCUAUCAAAGGAGCUAAUGAUGCAAUAGAUAAUGCUUCCACCAAAGUGUUCACUAAUGCGAAUCAGAUGGGAGAAGCAGCUGGUGAUAGAUACACAAAUAUCACAAGUGAUCUUAAAGUAGCAGCAACUAAGGCAGCUAUUGCUGGUGUUGAUGUGCUGAGACAGACAAUAGUUGUGCUGGAGGAUUCUUUGACCAAGGGUGCUUCUUUUAUUGUCUAUUCUUAUAGUUCGGCCAAGCAAUCGCUCCCUCCGGAUUUUAGAGAUAGACUUAAUUUUUCAGAAGAAAAAACAAUGGAAAUUCUGAAACCUGUUGGAGUUGCUUUUCAACAGGUUUACAUGGCAAUUGAGGAGCUGGAGAGAAGUCUUGGUUUGGACCCAAAUGAUCCAAUUGUUCCCUUUGCUCUUUUCCUUGGCACUGCUUCCACCUUUUGGGCAUUUUACUGGGCAUGGACAUACAGUGGUUAUUCUGGAGAUUUAUCUCCCAACUCAACGUUAGAGCUCUUAAUGGGAAAGGAUGGUGCUGUACUUAUUGAUGUUCGGCCUGAGGUGCUUAGAGAAACUGAUGGCAUUCCUGACCUUCGGCGUGCUGCUCGUUUUCGUUAUUCAAGUGUAUCCCCACCUGGGAUUGAUGGCUCUUUGAGGAAGCUCCUAAAAGGUGGUAGAAAUGUUGAAGACUCCUUAGCUGCAGUUGUCAUUCGGAACUUGAAGAUAGUUCAGGACAGGUCAAAGGUAAUAAUUUUGGAUGCAGAUGGCUCCCGAGCAAAAGGGAUUGCUAGAUCUUUGAGAAAACUUGGAAUUCAGAAAUCAUACUUGGUCCAAGGUGGCUUCCAAUCUUGGGUGAAACAGGGUCUCCGUAUUAAGGAGCUCAAACCUGAGACAACACUUACUGUACUCAAUGAGGAGGCUGAGGCAAUACUGGAGGAGAUCAACCCUUCUCCUUUGCAACUUUUUGCUUCUGGUGUGGGUCUUCUGGCUGCAUUGUACGCGCUUGUCGAGUGGGAGAAGACUUUACAAUUUAUUGGAGUUGUCGGCCUCGGCCAGACAAUUUAUCGGCGGCUUGCUUCUUAUGGGGGCUCAGAAGAUUUAAAGCAAGACCUGAGGUUGCUGGCUGCUCCUGUUAAAGUUGGGGCUGAAGCUUUUGCUUGGGCUGCUGGCAAAUUGGAAACGAACGGCCUUGGACUGCCAACAUCACCCUCAUCCUCAGAUGUGCAAAAUCGGGUCCUACAGGCCGCUGCGAGGCAUGAAUCUCAGCCGUCCGAUGAUCCUGAAAUCGAAAGCCUUCCUGCAGAAUCACUCUCUCCCGGCGGUGAGAGUGCCGAUCUCUCUGAAGCAUGAAGGGGUCGAUUUUCCUUGCGGAAGUAAAUUCUCUUGUGCAAAGAUUACGUAGCCUGUAAAUGGUUUGUGAAACUGGAUACAAUUGGAAGAGUGAAAAAGAGGAGAGAAUCCACACGCAAAACCCUCCAGUUUGGUUGUGGCGUUCUUGUGCAGCAAGUCAAGGGCACAGUGGUAGUUUUAC